UAUCCAUAUAGAGCACCACCAUUGUCUGUCAUCACCACCAAACCUCUUUAUUCAAUUGCUUUGUUCUUGUCUUAAACAUUUCGAGUUUCGCGUGCGAAGAAAACUCCUCCACACGACCAAAGAUUACAACUUUCAGUACGAUUCGAGAAUCUCUUUAAAACCCACCUGUUAUUUUAUUGAAUCUCGUGUAAGACAAGGAAGGGUUUUUGCUCCUGGUGCUUUGAUGGGUGCGAGUCACUCUGGUCUUCACAAGGAUUUGUCUUCAUCUUCGUCGUCGUUUUGUUUAGGGGAUCUCCCGGAAGAUUGCGUGGCUCUGAUCGUUGAGAAUUUGGACCCCGUCGAGAUCUGUAGACUCUCGAAGCUCAACAGGGCUUUCCGGGGAGCUUCAUGGGCCGAUUUCGUCUGGGAAUCGAAGCUUCCUCCGAACUACGAGGCCUUUCUCGAGAGAAUCCUUGGUGGUGGGUUCCCGGAAAAUCUCCAGAAAAGAGAUUUAUACGCUUGUCUCUGCAGGGUUAACUCAUUCGAUCACGGCACCAAGGUAUGGAUUGAUAAACGAAGCGGUGGUGUUUGUCUAAGCAUCUCAGCUAAGGGCUUAUCAAUCACAGGGAUUGAUGAUCGUCGAUACUGGAGUCAUAUCCCCACUGAUGAAUCUCGGUUUGCUUCCGUGGCUUACCUUCAACAAACCUGGUGGUUUGAAGUCGACGGUGAGAUUGAUUUCCCGUUCCCGGUAGGAACCUACAGUAUCUUCUUCAGGCUGCAGCUAGGUCAGUCUGGCAAGUGGUUUGGUCGACGGGUCUGUAACACCGAACAAGUCCACGGUUGGGACAUUAAACCGGUUCGGUUUCAGCUCUGGACUGAAGACGGUCAAUACUCCUCGUCUCAAUGUAUGUUAACCGAGCGGGGAAGGUGGAACCACUACCACGGGGGAGAUUUUGUAGUCCGGGAAUCAAGAAGCUCAUCGACGAAGAUAAAGUUUUCGAUGACGCAGAUUGACUGUACACAUACCAAAGGCGGAUUGUCACUAGACUCUGUGAUUGUAUACCCGAGCUCGUGUAAAGACCGGUUUUAAUGCUUCAACCGGAGUCCGGUUUAAUCAGAGGUCAAAGACUCAAAGCGGGGUUUUUUUUAUGCGGUCUUUAGCCUUUUGUAGACGUAGUAACUACCAUACUUUUUUUUUUUUUUUUAAUAGGCUUUCAUAUUUAA
This is a messenger RNA of Brassica oleracea var. oleracea, 1203 nucleotides long. RefSeq names its product F-box protein PP2-A12. The transcript has 3 exons. NCBI's taxonomy places the organism in Eukaryota, Viridiplantae, Streptophyta, Magnoliopsida, Brassicales, Brassicaceae. The record is from RefSeq and is a predicted model, not a curated record. Bases 224 to 1069 code for a protein of 281 amino acids. Gene Ontology annotation, molecular function: protein binding.